UGUUGAGGGUUAGGCCCCAAAAAAAUAUAUAUUCGAAAACCAUAAUGGGUUUCCAUGCGAAUGGUCUGGCAAGGUUUGAAUUUUGGUUGUGGAUCAAAGCAUUUAUAUGCACAACAAUGUAUCGCCGCCAAUCAAUGCAUACAGAUAUUCCAAGAAAAACAGUUCCAAAAAAUCAAGGGGAGUAGUUAAAUUUGCUAUUUCCACCUGAAUUCCGGGUUGAGCAGUGAAUGGGGGAAGUAUGGGUGCUGCAGAAUUUGUGGACAGCCAAACGGGAUUUGCAAGCACAUCUGGAAGGAUACUAGGGGCUCUACGGGCCUGUGUGAGAAUUCUUGGUGGUUGCGGGACAAUACUUGUGCUCGCCACCGUACCAGAUUGUACUGCACUUAUGGGACUCGCCAUGUCACCAAGUGAUACUGCAGUGCUGGUAUGUGAAGGGCCAGGAUGUACU
Messenger RNA from Staurois parvus, 448 nucleotides. NCBI's taxonomy places the organism in Eukaryota, Metazoa, Chordata, Amphibia, Anura, Ranidae. The record is from the annotation of a GenBank genome assembly.